Molecule: messenger RNA, 639 nt
Organism: Miscanthus lutarioriparius
Lineage: Eukaryota; Viridiplantae; Streptophyta; Magnoliopsida; Poales; Poaceae
Source: the annotation of a GenBank genome assembly
AUGCUCCGUGGAGUGCCGCAGGAGAUGCAUUCCAUGCUCUUGAACAAGAAGACGGCGAAGGAGGAUUGGGAAGCAAUCAAGAUGACGCGUCUUGGAGCAGAUCGCGUCAAGGAAGUUAACGCUCAAAAGCUCCUGGCCGAGUUCGAGGCGAUCGCGUUCAAGCCGGGAGAAACAAUUGAUGACUUCGCAAUCCGGAGUCACGGAUCUACGUGGCCUCGGGGAGGAAACUGUGACCGAUGCACGCGUGUAGCAAUCGAGAUGUUCAAGGAUCUGAAAAACUUGACCAUCGAGGAGCUGAUCGGCCAUCUACGGGCGGUCGAGGAAAGAUUUGAGCCCAUGAUGGAGCAGGUCACGGAGAAAGCCGAAAAACUCCUGUUAACGGAGGAAGAAUGGGCUGAGAAGAACAAGAGUCGCAUGGUGUCAGAAUCAUCCACAUCUACUGCAAAGGGUGGUGGAGGCGGUGGACACUUGUUGAAGAAGGAGAAGCACUGGAGGCGCAAGAACAAUGGCAGUGGUGAAGGGUGUGAGCCCAAACUUAUGUCGAUGGGAACACCACGACGGAAAGGAAAAUGCCGCAAGUGCGGCGUCUAUGGGCAUUGGGGAAAGGAGUGCAAGAAAGCACCUCUGAAGGAGCGGUAG